AUGGGUGCUGAACAAUCCAAAGCAAGCUCACAUUAUGAUGAAAAACGUUCAGCUGCUGUAGCAGAAAUGACGUCAGCUGCCACCUCCUCAUCUCGUAUCUCCCAGCAACAAUUAUCCAAGUCGCUUGCCAAACUUUCGUUGGACAAGGAACAAAUCGAAAAGAUCCAUGCAAGCUAUGCACCUAUUUCUUCCGAUAGCUUGGAACGCUAUUCCAAGGAUUUUUGGGAUGAUAAUAAGAACCGCCUUGCAUUGAAUGCUGUCGUUGGCAACGAUCCUACCAACGUAUUGGUCAACCGUAGUGAAGCUAUCAAGGCCAACCAUGUGUUCAACGUCAAGAUUGAUGUGGAAGGCAAAAUCACCAACCAACGCUCUUCGGGUCGUUGCUGGUUGUUUGCUGGUACCAAUGUGCUAAGAUUGGCCGUUAUUGAAAAGUUCAAGCUUGACGAUGAUUUCGAGUUGUCGCAGAGCUACUUGUUUUUCUAUGACAAAUUGGAAAAGGCCAACUGGUUCUUGGAAAACAUGAUUGACCUUGCCGAUAAGGAUGUGAAUGAUCGUGUUGUGCAAUACUUGUUGUCGUCACCAGUGGGUGAUGGUGGACAAUGGGACAUGUUUGUAUCCAUCGUACAAAAAUACGGUGUUGUGCCCAAAUCCGUAUAUCCUGAAACGUAUUCUUCGUCCAAUUCCCGCCGCCUCAAUUGGUUGGUCACGGUCAAGCUGCGUGAAUUUGCUGUGCAGAUCCGCGAACAUUUGGCUGAACAAGAUGCUUCGGAAGCAUCUGUGCGUUUGCUCAAGGAGCAAAUGAUGCAAGAAAUUUAUCGUAUUAUGGUCAUUUCUUUGGGCGAACCACCAUCCACCUUUGAUUGGGAAAUCCAUGACAAGAAUGGCAAAUACAUCGGCAUCAAGAAUCUCACACCUACCAAGUUCUUCAAGGACAUUGUCAAAUACCCCAUUGCUGAUACCAUGUCAUUGAUCAAUGACCCUAGAAACAAAUACAACGCCCUUUAUACAGUGGAUCGCUUGGGCAAUGUUGUAGGAGGACAACCUAUUCGCUAUGUGAACACGGCUGUUGAGACCAUGAAGACGUUGGCCAUCAAUACGUUGAAAUCUGGCAAGCCUGUAUGGUUUGGAUGCGAUGUGGGUCAAUUCUCGAAUAACCCAUUGGCUGUCAUGAAUACCAAGAUCUACGACUAUGCCCUCGCUUUCAACACUGAAUUUGGCAUGUCCAAGAAGGAGCGUUUGUUGUAUGGCGAAAGUCUUAUGACACAUGCCAUGAUGUUCUCGGGCGUUGACCUUGAUGAUGCUGGAAAACCAAUCCGCUGGCGUGUAGAGAACUCGUGGGGCGACUCAACAGGUGAUAAAGGCUUCUGGAUUAUGACGGAUGAGUGGUUUUCAGAAUUCGUGUAUCAGGUUGUCCUCGAAAAGUCAUAUGUGCCACGCAAAUUGGUGUCAUUGUUGGACACCGAGCCCACUGUUCUUCCUGCCUAUGACCCUAUGGGUGCCUUGGCUUCGCCCAAGUAG
Molecule: messenger RNA, 1518 nt
Organism: Lichtheimia ornata
Lineage: Eukaryota; Fungi; Mucoromycota; Mucoromycetes; Mucorales; Lichtheimiaceae
Exons: 5
Coding region: 1-1518 (505 amino acids)
Biological process (GO): proteolysis; response to toxic substance; L-homocysteine catabolic process
Cellular component (GO): cytoplasm
Molecular function (GO): cysteine-type aminopeptidase activity
Source: RefSeq, a predicted model, not a curated record